ACAAGAUCCUGGAUAUGUUCAUGGAGCAUUGACGCAUACUCCAUACUACCCCACAGGCAGAAGCUGAGGCUGAUACUGGGGGAAAAAAAAUAUAACACUACGUCAUGGAUCAGGCGCUUGAUUCUGUGCCCCAGGAACCAAUUAAAACAAAAACGUGACUUCCUCUGGAUCUCUCUCGCUUGUUUUUCUUCUGAUUCGGCAGAUAUUAUUUGCUUUCUAAAGAUUACGAAUCGCUGUUAUUUCUCAUUUGUCUCUUCCGUCCGUAAUCACAGUUUUUUUUAUUCUCCCCAACCAACCAUGUGA
Molecule: messenger RNA, 303 nt
Organism: Rasamsonia emersonii CBS 393.64
Lineage: Eukaryota; Fungi; Ascomycota; Eurotiomycetes; Eurotiales; Trichocomaceae
Exons: 1
Source: RefSeq, a predicted model, not a curated record